CAGCACUUCCUGUACUGGGCAUGAGUCUGUUUGACCAGGUAAAAGAACACAGCACUUCCUGUACUGGGCAUGAGUCUGUUUGACCAGGUAAAAGAUCACAGAACUUCCUGUACUGGGCAUGAGUCUGUUUGACCAGGACGUGAAUGACAUGUGGAGUUUCCAGCACCCKAAUCUGUACGUUCCAGGCCAGCUGAAUCAGUACUUCAGCAAGACAGCCUUCUUUAAGUGUGCCCUCCACAGRGUCUACAGCUCUGUAGUGCUGUUCUUCAUCCCCUACGCUGCCAUGUACGACACGGUCCGAGACGACGGGCGAGACAUCGCUGACUACCAGUCCUUCGCCCUGCUYGCKCAGACCUGUCUGGUCAUCACCGUCUGCAUACAGCUGUGUCUGGACAUGUCCUACUGGACAGCGGUCAACCAGGUCUUUGUGUGGGGGAGUCUGGCCAUGUACUUUGUUGUCACCUUCAGCAUGUACAGUAACGGCACGCAUAUCAACUUCCCUGCAUCCUUCCCCUUCAUCGGCACAGCCAGGAACUCCCUGAACCAGCCCAACGUGUGGCUGACCAUCCUGCUCACCUCCAUCCUCUGUGUACUUCCUGUGGUCGCCUACCGCUUCCUGUUGAUACAGCUCCGCCCCACCAUCAACGACAAGGUGAUGUUCAAGGUGAGACAGGCCAAGGCCACGCCCCCUCUCCCAGCACGACGAGUCAGGAUGCGACGUACCAGCUCCCGCCGCUCCGGAUACGCCUUCUCGCACGCGCAGGGCUACGGGGACCUGGUGACGUCCAACCACUUCCUGCGCCGUCCCGCCAUCACGCGCUCCACCGCUUUCACCCCUCUGGGGCGCACCACAGGGUUCAGCCCCAUGGGCCGCUCGGCAGGAUACAGCCCUACUGGGAACGCUCUGAACUCCAGACCGCAGGAGGUUGAGGUGACAUCACUACAGAUGUACCGGAUGGUGCGAGACUCCGCCUUCUGAAGUACUGUACAGUGUGAGACCCCGCCUUCUGAAGUACUGUAUAGUGUGAGACUCCGCCUUCUGAAGAACUGCACAGUGUGAGACCCCGCCUUCUGAAGUACUGUACAGUGUGAGACCCCGCCUUCUGAGGGAAGAGAGGAAAGGAUGUGGAGUUGUUGUUUACAGAGGACCAAAUCAGGGGGUGUGAAAUGUAAAAAACAUAUAACCUAAACAUUGACACAUACUGUAACUGUACACACACAAAUCUCUAUGACGACUGACUUGUCGAAGCGUUCCAAAGACAGACCCUCGUGUUGUUUCACCCUCU
Salvelinus sp. IW2-2015 is the source of this 1286-nucleotide messenger RNA. The record is from RefSeq and is a predicted model, not a curated record. Lineage: Eukaryota; Metazoa; Chordata; Actinopteri; Salmoniformes; Salmonidae.